ACAGACGUCAACCAGCCACUUGCAACAUCAUGGACACAGACAAAGACAAUGGCCUCAAUCACACAAACGGCUCCUCACAGCGUCAAGACACAGAAUUGUUCUCAUCUGAAGAAGACAGCAGUCUCUACUUCACCUACAGUGGAGGGCGCAACGAGCUGGAGGUCAACAACCUGCACUAUGAGGUGGACACAGCAGCUCAGAUCCCCUGGUAUGAGAGGUUGUCAGAGUUCAAGUUGCCAUGGGAGAUAAAAGGAAACAAGCAGACAGCCAUCAACAAGCUCAGCCUCAGAGUACGCAGCGGGCAGAUGCUGGCUGUCAUCGGCAGCUCAGGCUGCGGUAAAACAUCUUUGCUGGACAUAAUAACGUGUCGGGAUGAAGGCGGGUCAAUGACAUCUGGCCAGGUUCUGAUCAACGGGAAGCCCAACACACCCCAGCUGGUGAAGAAGAACAUCGCUCAUGUUCGCCAAGACGACCGCCUCCUUCCUCACCUCACCGUCCGCGAGACUCUCGUCUUUGUAGCCAAACUGAGGCUCCCCACCCACUUCACGCAGGCUCAGCGGGACCAGAGGGUGGAUGAUGUCAUUGCAGAGCUGCGGCUGCGACAGUGUGCACACACCAGGGUGGGAAACGACUAUGUGAGGGGUGUUUCUGGAGGGGAGAGGAGGAGAGUCAGUAUAGCUGUCCAGCUUCUCUGGAACCCUGGUAUUUUGAUUCUGGACGAGCCCACGUCAGGUUUGGACAGCUUCACAGCCCACAACCUGGUGAUCACACUGUCCCGCCUGGCCCGGGGAAACCGCCUGGUCUUGCUGUCGGUCCACCAGCCUCGAUCAGAUAUCUUCCAGCUGUUUGACCUCGUCGUCCUGCUCUCAUCAGGUUCAGCUGUUUACUGCGGCCCUGCUCGUGACAUUGUGCCUUACUUCACUGCACUGGGAUACCCCUGCCCACGAUACUGCAACCCCUCUGACUUCUAUGUUGAUCUGAUCAGUAUAGACCGGCGCAGUCCGGAGCAAGAGGCCGAGUGUUUGGAGCGGGCCAGAGUUCUGGCUGAGCUCUUCAACGAAAAGGUCAGAGACACAGACGAUCACAUGUGGAAACCAGCUGGGAGCAGCACAGCACCAACACAAACUGGCAGCUCUCAGCAGCCCAGCGAGGUAGCAGGAGAAGAAGUCAUCACUAUCUCCAAGCAGAGAAACAGAUUGCCUGGCAGACUACACCAAUUUACCAUCCUCAUCAGGCGUCAUAUGUAUAAUGACUACAGAGACCUGGUCACCUUAUUGGUCCACGGCUUCGAGGCCCUCCUCAUGUCACUGCUGGUCGGUUGUCUCUACUACGGGGCAGGAGAGGAACGUCUCUCCAUUCAGGACACCGUGGCUCUCCUCUACAUGAUCGGAGCUCUCACCCCGUUUGCUGUGGUGCUGGACGUCAUAGCUAAAUGUCACACAGAGAGAGCCAUGCUCUACCACGAGCUGGAGGACGGCAUGUACUCUGUCACCUCUUACUUCUUCGCCAAGAUCCUGGGGGAGUUACCAGAGCACUGUGUGUUCACCUUGGUUUACGGUCUGCCUAUCUAUUGGCUGGCCGGGCUCAACGAGGCUCCGGACCGUUUCCUGCUCAACUUCCUGCUGGUGUGGCUGAUGGUUUACUGCAGCCGAGCCAUGGCUCUGUUUGUAGCUGCUGCUCUGCCCACCCUGCAGACCUCAGCAUUCAUGGGCAACGCUUUGUUCACUGUCUUUUAUUUGACUGGAGGUUUUGUCAUCAACCUGGAGAAUAUGUGGCUUGUGGCCUCGUGGUUCUCUCACGCCUCCUUCAUGCGUUGGGGUUUUGAGGGAAUGCUGCAGGUGCAGUUCAGAGGCAACAAGUACCCCGUCACCAUUGGAAACCUCACCAUAAAUGUUGAUGGAUUACACGUGGUGGAGGCCAUGAACAUGAACCAGUACCCUCUGUACUCGUGCUACCUGGUGCUGCUGGCAGUCUGUCUGUGCUUUAUGGCGCUCUAUUACGUGGCCCUAAAAUUUAUCAAACAGAAGUCCAGUCAAGACUGGUGAACAAAUCUGGACCAAUUUCUACAAUCAGACCAAAUGUCAUCUGAAGUCACACACAAAUUCAGUUGUGCACAGUUUACUAUAGGAAGCGGUAAAAAAGUAAUUUGGGUUCUAGUUCGACUGGUUCGACACUGAGCCACGCUUCCUGUUGUUUGUUUUAGUGUUAGCUGUUCUCAUUUCAGAGUGAAAAACUCUUAAUUUAGGAGAGGAAAAUGAUAUAUUUGUAUUGUAUUUUUAGAAUCUUUACAAAAAUGUCAACAUCAGAAACUCUCUUGCACUCUUUUAAAUGGUAGAAACACACGUCAUAACCACCCUGGCACCUCAAGGUGUGAAAAAUGUCACACAUAAUUCCUAAAAGUGCAUCAGUUCCUCUCAUUGUUGAGUGAUGAAAACGACCUCAACGUGUACCCAGCGUUAACAGUUUAAAUAGGGAGUGUUUAGUAAAUUUUGAGGAAAAAGAAAGUUGAGAGUGAGUGUGAAACAGUAGAAGCACUUCUUGCAGUAACGAUGUCUGCUGCUGGAUGGCAGCAGAGCUCUGCAGUAAAACCAAAGUUAAAAUUAUGAUUUUUUUUUUUUCUUUUCUCUCCCUCUCUUCUUCAUCUUGGCAAAUGAUUAGAGCGCCACUUUGGCAGAUAUCCAUCUGGAGCUUUUGCUUGUUCCAUUUUCAAUCUUCUUUUUUUCUACAGCUUUAUCUUUUUUGUAUAUGUAAGGUUAUUAAGCUUAACAAUGUGUGUGCCAGUAUAGGGAGCACUGAAAAAAAGCCUAGUAGAGAUUUAGUAAGUCACACUCAGAAAAAAAAAGAGCUUGUACUUGUUGUGUCCUCAUAGAUUGAAGAUUAUGUAAGCUGUGUGUUUUUGCACUGGUGCAAAAGCCUGAUAAAUAUAUUACCUACACGGUUUAAGUCCAAAUUAGUAAAGUAUUAAAUCAAAUUCCUCCUCUUUA
This is a messenger RNA of Thunnus maccoyii (southern bluefin tuna), 2984 nucleotides long. RefSeq names its product ATP-binding cassette, sub-family G (WHITE), member 8 (gene abcg8). Gene Ontology annotation, biological process: cholesterol homeostasis. Gene Ontology annotation, molecular function: ATP binding; ABC-type transporter activity; ATP hydrolysis activity. Lineage: Eukaryota; Metazoa; Chordata; Actinopteri; Scombriformes; Scombridae. Bases 30 to 2045 code for a protein of 671 amino acids. The transcript is spliced from 13 exons. Gene Ontology annotation, cellular component: plasma membrane. The record is from RefSeq and is a predicted model, not a curated record.